Messenger RNA from Cygnus olor (mute swan), 15474 nucleotides. It is a transcript of the gene ZC3H12D, whose product is annotated as zinc finger CCCH-type containing 12D. Gene Ontology annotation, cellular component: cytoplasmic ribonucleoprotein granule; nucleus. The record is from RefSeq and is a predicted model, not a curated record. NCBI's taxonomy places the organism in Eukaryota, Metazoa, Chordata, Aves, Anseriformes, Anatidae. Gene Ontology annotation, molecular function: RNA endonuclease activity; metal ion binding; mRNA binding. Gene Ontology annotation, biological process: nuclear-transcribed mRNA catabolic process, RNase MRP-dependent; 3'-UTR-mediated mRNA destabilization. Bases 9236 to 11062 code for a protein of 608 amino acids. The transcript is spliced from 6 exons.
UUUCAGCACUUGCAGAUCUUAUAGGAAGGAGUGUGAUAGAAGACCCGUGAGACAGAAAUGUUCUGUGCACACUCCCUCCAAAAAAGUGCUCCGAUACCAUUAGUACAUGAAUACUCAAAGCUCUGUUUCCCUCCUUUAAAAUGAAAUGGUGCAGGUUGCCUUCGUCCUGUCAGCUCUUAUUCACUGAAUCCUGUGCAACGGUGAUUAAAGGCACUGAAGUACUGCUCUGCUGCUUGCACGGGAGAUGGAAGUGCUGCACGACACUACAUCGACUGCACUCACUGCUCAGCUGUUUACGCAGCUCACGUGGCUGUGUGGCGUUGUUGGAGGAUGCCUCUCAGAACUAAGAUUCACUUGAUAUUUGGCAUAGCUGCGAUCGCUGUUAAACAUCUGACCUCUGUAGUGUCGGGGUAUCCAGCCGCUGUGAUGUCAGGCAAGUUUUGCUGGGUGGAUAAGGCAGAAGAAAGGAGGCAUCAGCAGGAAGGCAGACUUUGUAACUUGAGUUGUAUUUGCCCAAGUGUACACGGGAAUAAUUUUCAGGUUUGGUGGCAGAAGUGGGUCAGUUAACAACUCUUCAUCUACAAAGGAAUGCAGGUGAUGUUAUCAGAGCCUGGUCUUACUGAAAGUCAGCAGGUUCUGAAAUGUCCAGCUUGCCCUGAUAAACAAGAUUUGGACAUUUAAACAGUGUUACUCAGUUUGCAUAUGUUUUCAGAACAUCUAUGUCCUCUUUCUUUCCAGAGGAGGAAAGAUCUUCCAGUGAUAGGAGGGAAAGAGAAGCUAAGGCAAGGUUUGUCUUUUCUUCUCUGUGGAAUGUGUGGUGACUCGAAGGCAGUCUGGUCCGGUGAAUUAACUUAACUUUUGUCAUUGUGGUUUUGCUGUAAUACCUGUUGUAGUGUCUGGUUCUGUUGUAGCAGUAUAACAAGUUUUUACAGAUUGAUACCUCUCAGCGGGACUUGAUCUGAAGUACAAAACCAAAAUAAAAUACAUGGCAGCCAUGAAGUCUCACAACAAAUCCCCCUGCCCUGGAGGGCCAGUAGCAGUUCUGCUCUGCCUGGCUGGUGCAUUUGAACGGACCCUAUGUGGAAAGCGAACUCCUGAUUAACAUACUCCUAGGGGAGGGCUGGUGCUGAAGGAACAAAGAAGCUGCUUACCCCAUGGCAGAAAAUUCUGACUUAGCAGGCCAGGCCAGAUGCCUACAAUAUUCAGACCCAAACUGAGCGAGGACGCUGAAGGAUACUGUGUACAGGAAUGUGCUUUCCAGAGCCAUCUAACCUCUCUUUGGUUCAUUAAACAUUAAGUAUACUUGGCUAAGAAAUCACUUUUGCUACAUCUUGGCUUUCUAUCUUUCGUGUGCUCCAAAACAUGGAACCAGAAGUCUAGUUUUCCAUAACCGUUCCUAAGCCACUGGGGGCUUACAGGGACUUGUGCAGUCCCUACAGAGCCUGAGCUCGGGGCCCCUGUCCCACAAGAGAAACAAACAAGAAGCCUGCUCUUGGGAGAAUGUCGGGGGCCUGGCGCUGAGGACUCUCAGCACGCUCUUCCUGCUUUUAGCCUGCUUUGUUACAGAAAUAAGGUUUGAACUGGUGCAUUGUCCUCAGUUCUUUUCAGUGGCACAUUUUUAACACCAAAAACCACUGACAAAGUUUGACAAAGAUGUGGAGGUGCUGAAGCAGUUAAGUUCUAGCUGGUUUUAGGAACAGGCAGUCAUAGAAAGAGAAGAAAGUUUCCACUCUGAGGAAAAAGCUGGAUUCUUGUAAGAAUCCUUUUGUGGAAAGGAAGAUAAAAAUGACUCAACAGCAUGAAACAGCAUGAAAGUUGCCCUUCCUAGGCUUCAGCUAGACCCCAAGCGCCUGUGGGAACAUGAAACAUCUUGGUGUAUGACAACAAGCACACUAUUCCUGGAAAACGCGCUCACUUCUCAGAAGCAGAAAUAAUGGCUUCUUCUCUCAAAACAGAUCCCCAUUUUGGCAUGAUGACAGUGUGGGAUCUUCCUUCGGGACAUGUGCCAGCAGAGUUAUUCUGCACAGCCCCGUUCAGGGUUGGAGAAGCAUGCCGUGCGUCCUCAGUUCUGGGCUGCCAAGAAUCUUUACUAUGCAGGUACACCUUGCCUGCUUUGCUCUUGUCCAAAAAAAGACCCCAACAAAACCCAAAGAACUGUUAGUUGUUUGGACAAGCAUUUUUAAUUGCACCGUGAGGAAGUUAUAUUCAAAAUUUUCAAGGAUCUGUUGCUCUUCUCCUUAUCUUUAUUCAUCUCAUUCUCCUAUAGCCUGAUUUUGGAUGGGUUUUUAACUCAUGGGUUACUGACUGGAGUGUUACAUUUUUUGCUUGUAAGCUUCCUAGAUAGACAGCUUCCUAGAUGGAUAAUGUCUCUUCUGUUCUGUCCAUCACCUGUUGCAUACAUACGGAUACAAGAAGCAAUUUGAAAAAUGUUAAAUGCUUGCUAGAGGUUAGUAUUUUUGUGUAGCUUUGGGUCUGGUUGCUGUCAGAAUAUGCUUUUUCUCAGUGAACAAGCCAGUAUAAUCUCGAUUAAAUGUGGUAUGAGUGUUAAAAGGCAUCGAUAAGCCAUAUUAAGGUUUGGGUCUACCGAGCAUGUGAUAAAUCAGUGAAACCGAAAGACGGUUCCAAGAGCUUUCUGAAAUCUUAAAUCUUAAGCUGAACAGUGGUAAACUUUUGAACUCGAAACUUGUUUGGGGCUUUCUGGUUGUAAAAGGUACUUUUUAUAUAAGCUUAGUGGAAAACACUUGACUAAUAGCAGUAUCUUUUUGUAAGAAGGCAGAAGGAAAAAUAGGUGUUUUAGACCGGCAAAAACAAGCUGGGUUCCUGCUGUGUCAGAUCUGAAGAUGGGAUUGUAAUUUUCCAAGAAGCAACAGAACUUACCCACUGGCCGUGCUGUUCAAAUAAAUGCGUCUCCUCUUCGCCUCUUCUGUGGUCAGAUGCAGAGCUCACGACAGCUGCAUAUUUAUGGGUAAGAGGAAGGUGGUCUUUUUGGCAAGCAUGUAGAAACAUUUCUUGUAAAGAUACUGCCUCUUUACCAACCCGAAUACCGGGUUGCCUGUCAACAACUGGUCCAGCACUCGGACAGGCCCCGCUGAGCUAGAGGUGUGAAUUCAGGGGGCACACACCUGUCCCCAGCAAGUCAACGUUUCCAGUGCCUCCAGCAGCGAGAAUUUCACUGGCAGAAAACGUCUAGACUUUCCCUGAUAGUGCAUAAAGAAACAUAUUUAAAAUUGGGAGCGUAGCUUGGACUGUAUGAUGAGGACUGCUUAGUGAGGGUUAACCAAGAUGUGGGUUGUAGCGUGGCGUGAGGGUCUGCCCCCAUCUUUUCUGGAGGGACCAGGGAGAUUCUUCUGCCUGAGGCAGGAUGGUUGAUGUGCUGGUUCCAGGAGCUAUUUAAAACACUCCUGGCAAUAGGACUGCGUUUAAUUAAGCUCUUGCUUUAUCCUGACUGGUCGGGGACUAAAGAAUUCUCACUGUGAUGCUACAGCCACAUCGAUUUGUUUUGUUUUCCCGGAAAGUGAACAAAGGUGACGAAGACAGGAAUGCCGUGCCGCUCAUGCAAUGAGUGCAUGUUCCCUUUUACAGAGCUAAUAACUCACUGGGGCGUGCAGACCAAACCAGCUGUGACGUUACCCGCUACCAGGUUCAAGAGGACGUUUUUCCGUGCUCGGGAUGACACCAUGUCUGACACCAGCGGGAGAGUGGUAUUGCACAGGCAGCCUGCUUAGAUGGCGUGCUCGGUCCUCCCUUGGCCUCCAGGAGCUGCCCCAGCCAGGCUGUUUUGCCUGGAGGCUGGUAAUAAUUCUUGCUGGUGAGAGUCCAGUUGUUUCACAAGGAAGUAAAUCCUCAGAUGUCAGCUCGGCAUAGGAGCAUCCAUGAAUGGAUCCUCCCCGCAGAAAGCCUCUCCCACUGUAUCCGUUUCCCUAUUGAACAUAACAAUACCAUCAAGAAGCAAUAAAUCUUUGCACUGGGAGAAUUUGGCGUGCUCGUCAGCACAAGGAAACAGCAGGGAGAGGAAAUGUCUAUGAAACCACAGCCUGGGGCUCUCAAAUGUUUAUCUGAGCUGGUGAGCAAAAGGGUUUUGAGACCAUUUUAGAGUCAAAAACAGUCCUUUAUUUUGCAUAGUUGGCUGGCUCUUACUAGGGAUUGCCUAGGUAAAACGCUCUUACCAGAUUUCAGGAAGAGGGUAAAGGUCUUCCUGGCUGACUGCAGUUUGAAUAACGUUGAAGUCUCGUGCUCAUGGCUUGUUACAAUUGCUAAGUUUGGUCAUUUUCUUACAAAGGAAAGACAAGCGUAAAAUUCUCUUACCAGACUUUCUUCUCAUUUCUUUUUCUACGCUCUGGCUUGUUCUUAUUAAAAGAACAUUUUGCUGAGCAGCGGGAAUUAAAAUAGUACUAGGCAACGUCAUGUGCUUUACUCCUGUGCCUUCCUUGGUAAUAAACACCUGGGCAGCUUCCUCUUACCUUCCAGCAGUGCUUCGUAGCGGUGGUCUUGCCGUGAGGCAUCUGGAGCUCUGCAAGGCUUCUUCUCUGGGGAAGCUUCUUCUUUAGGGGCGUGGAGUCGGAGCCUCUGGACAUCCUGCUGUUGGAGGUGCUCUGGGCAGCAGAAAGCUUACACGUUUGUGUAGUUUUGGCCUCACUUUCCCACUUCUGUAGCUGGUAGCCUGCCCAGUCAGAGCUUUCCGGACCUGAGGAAAGGAAGGCAGCCCGCGAGUUCCUUACAGCCUGGGCACAAUCCGAGGGCGUAACAAGCCAUGGGGACGUGGUGGGAAGCAGUGGUGAGGCUUGCUUACCCGCAGCCACCUACUCCUUGGGAUUAACCACUGUGCCAGCGCAGAGGUUUCGGCCACCCUGCGUCCUGCCCCAAAGCAAGCCAGCAGGGAGCACUUCCCGGCUGCAGGGCAGGGCUGCUCCGGCCUCUUGGCGUGUGGCCGGGAUGGAGGCGCUCUCCUCUCACAAGUGGUACCCCCGGCCUCGGGGGCCCUACAGAGCUGUCUGCGGCCGCUGAGGUGUCCCAGAGUUAACCCCACCUCGCCUCCUGCACCCUCCCUCUGCCUCCCUGCGGGUUUCGGCAUGCUUGUUUGCAGUGAGGUGAGGAACCAGCGGAAGAAAAACUCAGGUUUCUAUUGGGAAGUGCCUGGCUGACAGUCCUUGCUGCGGACAGACUGCCUGCCACCAGCACAGGCUUUUAAUUCAGGCACCAGUGAGCCGGGUUGGGUUGGAGGGGCUGCUUUAUUUAUUUAUUUUUUUUAAAAUCUAUUUUACUGUAGUGUCACAGAGCAAGCUCUCAGAUGUGGAUGUGUCUGAAUGAGGCUUCGCGGUGCCAGGCGCUACUAAAAACACUGAUUUCUUUUCCCUUAUGUCCCUGGAGGUCAGGGAUUUGCCAGAUGUCGGAGGAAGAGGUUGAGAUAACUUGGUAAAGCAUCCUUGAUGGAAAACUGUCCACAUAACUCAGAAUUAAUUCAUGGGCCGUGUUCUGACUGGUGGGGUGCUCUGGAUCCCUGCCAGCAUGAGCUUGACUAAUCUUUGCCUGUGACUCAGACCAGAGAUAUGUUGUUGGGAACCUCUUUUUUUUUUUUUUUCCCUUUUGAAAAAAUGAAGUGAAAGUUUAUCAACCUGUACAGUUAAAUGAAGGAUCAGCUAGCCAAAUGAGGAAGUAAACCUUCCUACAGAAUGAGCUCCAACCUGCUCACUGCACUUGUUUGCUUUCAGUUGACAUCAGCCUUGUCAUAAAGGCUCUAAAUACUGGCUGACUUCCUUGUGGGCUCAGUGCUACCCUGAAUCCAGCUUCUGGCUCGCCAGUGGUGGGGCGAUAUCGCUGGGACUCGGACAGGUAACGUGCAGAGCGAGUGGGACCACCCGCGAGUGCAGCUCCCGGGGGUGGCUGCUUCUGUUACUUUUGGCAAAUCUGGCAGAGAGGGUGGGGAAGAAAAAGGCAAAUCUUUUUGUACUCAUCUAGUCUUGUUGUUAGGAGUUUAUGUGCAUCUCCAAUUUGUGAAAGUAAAAAAAUGUUAUUUAUCUGAAAGUAGAGCAACACCCUUUGUUCAGAGAAGAAAAAGCUCAGGGGAGGGCCCCAAGGAGCUGGCUGGUGCAGGCGGUUUGCAGGGUGACUCUCGGGGACUGAGGGGGAAGAGGAGGCAGCCCGGCCCGCACGUGUGUGCCUGUGAGCGGGGCACAACCCCACAGCAAGAGAGGAGUGCCUCUGGGUAAAUUUAGCCUGGAAGUGAGAAGAGGUUAUUAGCGGAGGGAAAAACACGAACAGCUUCCCAACAGGGUCUGCUGAGGGCUGGGGAAGGUGGCGGGAGGAAAUCUAAGCAGUUUGAAAAUGAAGGUCAGAAAGUUCAUAAAUCGGAUUUUACAACCUGUUUGUGUGUGAUAGGAAAAGCUGGGCUCUGUGGUGCAGGGUUUCUUCUCACCGUAUCUUUUUGCACUGGUUGUAGCAGCCAGCUGACCUCUUGGACUUGGGCACACUCCCGAUUGCUUACCGAAGUGUAAGCUAGUGAUUUUAUUAUCCGUCAGUUCUCCCUUUCUAAGGGUGACCAAGGCUUUCAUCUCAGGGUUUCAAACGUGCUGAUUCUGUGGUGAAAACCCUGCAGUCACGCUAUUACUCACGUUUAGUAUCUGGCCAGACAGUAGCAGAAAUGCAGCGGCUAACUUUGCAGAAAACCCGGUCAGGCCAGGAACGCCGUGCUGGUGAGCAGCCUUCCUUCAGCGAACGCUCGCGCGCGGCGCGGGGGCUGCGCGGUGCGGUGCAUGCGUGAGACAGCCGUGGUCACUGCGCCCGCUGCAGCUGCAGGCCUGGCCGGGGAGGUCGUUGCCUCCUUUCUGAUGGAGUCCAGGACCAACACGCAGAACACAACGCGAUGCUAACGUGGGAUAUUGCUCUGGUGCAAACCGUACCCGUCAGGAUGCGUGGAAACACAGCUUUAAAAAAUAACAGGGAUGGCUAUUAAAAUAUGCCUUGAAUGUGUUCUUUUUGACCUGAGGACAGAUAACAAUUUCAGCUUUUCAUUUAUGAUAAAUUAUUCAGAUAAUCCAGACAUCAAAACAAAUGAAGUAGCACGUGUCAACUUGACAGAGUGUUCAGAGCCCCUGGCUGCGCACCUGAAAGCAGGGUUUGCUGCACUGCCAACCCAGCCGUGACAGCUUGAGCUAUUUUCAGGUACAAAGCUAUAUUUCUGUAUUUCAGCUCAGUGAGCAGUUAUUUCAAGGCUGAGAAAUCAUUUCAGUACUGAAAAAGCAGGGAAAUUCAUUUUCAUUGUCAGACCAGGAACUGAAAACAAGGAUUAGAGGUAAAGUGUGCCACAUUUCUGAAGUCUACUGUAGGGAAAGCCUGUCAAGUCCACCAGCUAAAAUAAACAUCACUUCCUAUUGUUUAGAUGGAAAAGUACACGUGGUAACCGCUUUCCCCUUAUGUAUGUGACAUAAUCAAGGUAUUUUCUGUUUUGCUGAUGCUGCUCAUCACUUUAAUAGCUCAAGAUUUCUUCUGCAGAAAAAUACCUGACAGUUAAAAUGCUAUGUAGGGAAGUAAAGGUCAAAGUUGUACAAGGUAUGGUUACUAACUAAUUAUAGGGUUUUCCUGUUUCUGGCUGAACAAAUGCUAAUUGGUUUUAAAUUAACUGAGCCCAAUGCAGAUUUCUCUUCCACCACCCUGGGAAGGGCUUUCAAUGCCUCGGGGAGGAGCUGCGGUCACGGUCCCCUCCCAUCGGCUCCUUCCUGGUGGCUCCAUCUCCUCCUCGAGAGGAUUUCAGCUUCUGAGCUCCCCGAGGGGGCAGGAGAAGCGGCCAGGCGAGCGCAGAUCAGGCUGGGAAGGGGAGCGGAUGGGGGUGCUGCGUCUGGCCAGGAAGGUACUUGUUUGGUCGGAUAAUUCUGGGCCAUUUGCUGGCCACGACGAGGCUGUUAACCUUGGCUUUUACCAUCACAGAGCAAACUGCUGAUGGACCGCAGUGGCCCCGGAGCCGCGUCCUUCCCAGGGCUGAACGCCUCGCUCUCACAGCUCCAGAGUUUGCUGCAUUUUCUUCCCCGUGCACUCUGCACCUGACCUGUGAGCAGCCCGCACUUGUUCUCCCAUCAGUGACGGUGCUGAGAGAGCUGCAGGGAAGGGAAGACGGCCGCACUUGUGUCCUACACAUGGGUGGGGGAACCGGCCAUGGCUGUGAUUCUGGUAGCACCAAUAGCCGCAGAGGUGCGGUGAGGGAAGCGUCAGUGCAAGCACGCCAAACGUAGCUGAGAGCAUUUGGCCUGGUGGAUGAGUAGUCCCCAUGUGUGUCCUCGUCUUGUUUUGCUCGCUAAGUUGAAGUCAUUCUGGGCAUGGCUGCUUAUGCUGCCCAUCGCUUUCGUUUACGGGGCAGAGCAGAAAUGUAAAUAGUGAAGUUCUGGAGAAGCUCGAGGUAGCUUUCUGCUGCAUCGGCACACUCAUUUCUGAAGUAGCUGCUUCUCUCGACAAUAAAUCUAAGUGAAAUUGAAACCACUUUUCAGAUUGCUUCCAACCACCGCUGAUGACAGCUUUCAAAAACCAAGCUGCUUCUCCGAAUGUGAAUACCCUCACUGAAAUAGAAAACAACAGGAAAAUAUUAACUCAGGCAUCACUGGAACGGAUGAGUGAUAGGAUUUCAGAAGGGUUGUCUGUGCAUGCACACAGACACAUACUAGGAAACACUGCCCUGUAGAGAAGUUCAGAGUUCCUGGUUACUUUGCAAAUAAUGUGUUUCCUUAAAUCACUUGGUGAGAUUUGCUGUGCAUGUUAAGUUGCUAUGGCAUCUGAGAUCAUCCAACAACAUUUGUUAGAUUUUUAUCUGCGGCUCGUUAACCACACUGAGCAAAUUGAAAAUCCCCGGUUACACUGCGUUUUAUAUCAUAUCCUGUCAGAUAAGUCUGAAGAACAAACUUCACGCAUGCAGCGUGACCGUGUACGGCAGCCUUGCAGAGCUCGUGAAGUAGGAUGACACCUGUCUGACAUAAUGCCCGGGGACCGACAAACGUUGCGUGGAACACGCCGCUGCUGUAUAAGUAGGAGCGGGACAGAAAAAUGCUUAAAUGUUGAGAGAAGGCUGGGACGGUUUCUUCAGAGAGAAGACAGCUGAGCAGAUAGCCUCUGCUGUGUGCUAGACAACUUGCUGAGCUGGUACGUUCUUCCUUAAAUCUUGUGCUUUGUUAUUUCUGAUCUUUCCCCUGCCUGAAGCUGAUGCCUGCUGGACGAGGCUGGGAGGACAGCAGCGCUGCCUACGAGAGGAGCAUCGAUGCCCGCUGGGAUGGCGCUGGCCGCUUCUAGCAAGCCAGCGCCACCACGCUCCGGGAGAGUUUCUGCAGCAGGGAUGGAAGUGCAUCACAGCAAGCUGGACUUUUUCUGCAAGCUGGGCUACAGUAAGCAGGACAUCUGCAAAGUGCUGGAGAACCUGGGCCAAGAAGCCCUGGAGGACGACGUGCUGAAAGAGCUGAUUCGGAUGGGGAGCAAACCCCAGGCUCUGGAGAGCCAGGCUCAGCCCUCCCUGCCAAAGCUCGUUGCCCGGGGGUCCUGUAGCACUUCUCCAGUGCCACAGUGGCUUGGGGGAGACGAAAGCGAUUCCUCCAGUCACUUGAGACCCAUUGUGAUCGACGGCAGCAACGUUGCAAUGAGCCAUGGAAACAAAGAGGUCUUUUCCUGCUGGGGGAUCCGUCUGGCGGUGGACUGGUUCCGAGAAAGGGGGCACACCUACAUCAAGGUUUUUGUCCCGCUCUGGAGAAAGGAGCCGCCUCGACAAGACAGUCCCAUUGCAGAUCAGCACAUUCUUGAAGAGCUUGAGAAGCAAUCGAUCCUUGUGUAUACCCCAUCUCGGAAGGUGAAAGGCAAGAGGGUGGUUUGCUACGAUGAUCGCUACAUCGUGAAAGUUGCUUAUGAGAAAGACGGAGUCAUUGUCUCCAAUGACCAUUAUCGGGAUCUCCAGAAUGAAAACCCUGAGUGGAAGUGGUUUAUCGAGCAGCGGCUGCUCAUGUACUCGUUUGUCAGUAACAGGUUUAUGCCUCCUGAUGACCCCCUAGGCCGGCACGGACCCACCCUUAAUAAUUUCCUCAGCAAAAAGCCAGCGCUUCCCGAACCAACGUGGCAACCUUGCCCCUACGGUAAAAAAUGCACCUAUGGCAAUAAAUGCAAGUUCUAUCACCCAGAGAGGCCACAUCAAGCUCAGCUGUCAGUCGCUGAUGAGCUCAGAGCCAAAAUAAAGGCACCCGUAAGCCUGGGGAAGGAGGAGGAGCCAUGCAACCACUCUCCAUGCCGGACUGGCCGAGAUCCCGUGCCUCCUGACACUGGCACAGAAACGCUGCAGGGAGCUGGCAGCGGUGUGGGGCCCUCCUGCUACACGGCCUGGUCCCCAGGCAGCUACUGCCCACGGCUGGCUGACGCCAGGGCCAUCGGCCUUGACCCUGCCCUGGAGCAGGACCAGAGGCUGCCAGACACCCUGAGGGACGGAGCCCUCGUGGAGGAGAUGUCGGCACUCUCCAUCAGCGACAAGGUGUUAUGUGGAGCCAGGCCAGCCCGUGCCCCCCAGGACCGAGAGGUGGCCGACAGCCCCCGGGGCUGCUGUAGCCUCAGGCACGGCCCCUUCCUGCUCCACCACCACCACCCCUCGGACUGCGCCUGGAGGCACGCGGAGCACUGCUGGCCUCAGGAGGGCCCACAGGGGCCCAGGAGCCGCUGCCUCCACACCACGCCUCAGCACGGCCCAGCCCUACAAGCACAGCAGCAGCAGCACCUCCUGCCGCCCUCCACUGUGCCUCCAGCUGGGCCGCUGCAGGGGUACGGUGAGCAGCCGGCACUGCCCAGCCGCUGCUUCCCCAGCCAGCCCCUGCUGCUGGAUGCCAGCAGCGGUCUCGGCUUCUUCCAGAAAGCCUACACUUACCCUGAUGCUGCAUACUGCAGUUACUGGCCGCCCCCCGCUGCAAGACCUCCUUGUGCCCAGCAGGCGAGCGUCCACAGGGAGCUGUGCACCAUGUUCUCCUGCGCUGAGGUGAACCAAGUCAUGGCCUUGUACCCAGACAUCAAGGACAUCGCUAGUUUGACUUUACUCAUUCAAAGACACAGGAACUUGUGAAAACUCCAGGGUAAGCUUCCCAGCAACUGAAGAGCUGCUGUUCUGAGGGUUAUCUGAGUGUUAUUAAAGGGCUUUGUGAGCAGGGUUAUGGCUGUUCAAGUAGCACGCAUCUAAGCCUCAACCAGCUAUGGUGCACGGGGUAUCGAGUCAAGGCAACCGUUGUGGUUCACAGCAGUGGGGACCUCAGUCACCUUGCUUGGAAGAGAAUAGGAGGGCUUGGGUGAACUAGCUGAGCUGUCAGCACAUGAACCUCCCUGUGGCCUGUUUUUUAGGCUGAGGUAGCUCACUGUUAAUUCCUUGAAACACUAGACAUGUUUUCAAAGUCUUAAUGUCCUGGUCAACUACCCUGAAAGAGACAUUCUCCAUGGGUCUCGUUAAAGGGCUCCUCACAGACCUAUCAUGACUAGCAGAAAAAGUAAUUUGGCAUAUUUCCCCUAACAUGUGGCUGUGCUUUCUGCUACAAGGCGUCUUCGGGUCCAUGUCAGUGCCUGAUGGCUUUUAUCACUAAAGCAACCCUGUCCUACAGGCGCAGCCCUGCAUCUGUGAGCUUUAAAAGAAGCAGCUAGUGUUUACGAACCAAUGCUAUGAACCCAUAAGAUUACUGCUAGAAGUUGUGGAGAGACUCCAAGCUCUUGGAAACAGCUGCAGGUAUAUUUCUCAGGGCUCACGCACAACAUAAAUCAAGUCAGGGAAGUCAUUGUUAAUAUAAGUCCUGCUGUGGACUGAAGGCUCUGGACUGUUUCUUCUUAUUUGAGUUAACACAGACAAUAGCAAGGAGGAAAAAAAAACUAACAACUUUAAAGGGCCUCUGUUCUAGUGAACAAGAAAACUGUUGUUGAAUUAACCCUUAAUUACCAAAUGUGGUCCCAUAAUGCCAUUAUACAGAUGAUUUAUGAUUACAAACAUUUAAACUGUGUUCUGCUGGGACGUUCGAUUUUCAGUAAGCUGUAAAGCUGCUAAUCUCUGCAUUACUCCACUGACUUCUUCAGGGUAUAAUUCAAAUGUUAAGGUUGAUCCUGAAAGUUUUUGGCAUUUUACCAAAGUUUGAGUAUGUCAGUAUGACAUGUUUUAAAAAUUAUUUAGCACAUUAUAAAAUGAUCACCUAGAACAGUUUGCUCUGAAUAUGUCUGUUUGUAUGCCUUUUUUCGAAAAUAUUUUUAUUCCAUUCCUUUUAGCACUGAUGGAUAAUUAGGUCUAAUACUCAGGUGGGAUUUACAAAAUCUCUGCACUCUAUGUGGCCCUGCACUCUAGGUUAGGUUCUUCUCAGAAGUACAGUCAGGCCAGAAUUAAACAGAUCUUGCUGAAUUCUCUUGUUUUUGAAAAGGUGACCAAGGAGAAGUAAUUUACCCUUAGUAUCACUAUCAACUAUCAAAUGAUUCAUCUUGAAUGUCGUGCUACUUUAACCUGUUUCCUUCUGGAAACCACCAGCACCUUUUUAUUUUUUUAUUUGCUAAAAGACUGAUCAGCAAAUUAGUACAGAAAUAAGCAAACUGUAUCAGCUGAAUUGCUUGUGGUCACAUGGUGGUUGACUCUGUCAAGAAAUAAUUAUAGCUUUUUCCUCAUGUUAUUUUCCACUAGUUAUAGUCAUUAUAAUAGUGAUUUUUUAAAAUAAGUUGCCUCAUUCAGAUAAACAAGUUUUGGAUCAUCAGAACAGUUUAUAAGUUAUCCACUGGAAAACGCACACAGAUUAGAACUGAUGUUAAACCAAAACUAUGGAAAAAGUAUCCUGUGAACUGCUUUGGAAAGUACUUAAGUUCUACAGCCAUUGUUAGUUGCCAUAAAAUAUGCGCACACUGCUUUUAACACAUCGAAGUGACCAGACAGGCUCACCGGAUUGCCUCACGACCUGUACCAGAGCUUUCCAAGCUACCUGCUUGCACAUCGGCACACUCAAAAAGUGCCAUGCAGAGUGGAAAAAUACCUUCCAAAUGCUCAAACAGCAAGUUCCAAAUGCCAGCAUUCAGAAAAUACACACACGACACGUAUGGUUAUAGCCUGCUGCAGUGCCAACAUGUUUUUAUGUCCGGAAUGUAGGUAGGUUACCUAUUUCAAUACAGAAAGCAUUUAAAACAUAGAAAAAAUGGCAUGGUGCCUUUAUAUAGUGCCCUUGGCUUGCUGGCAACACGUACGUAAGCUUUUCUCCUUUUCCUUCAAGAACGCAUUGGAAUUUGGUGCUUGUUCAGAACCUCUCUCUUAGGUUUAAUAAUUUAUUUUGCGUUCAUUUCUGCUAUAGUUACUAAGAAAUCUUUCAGUAAAAUACUUAGAAUGUGCAUUCUACUGAGAAAGCGUCUGAGAAAAUAAAUCAGACUUUGGUGCUAAACAGAACUUGAUUUCUCUUGGCUCAUCCACUCAGAGGGAUUUUUCUCAUGAAGUUUGUGUUUCUAGGGCAGAGCAGCAGCAGCGUUACGUCAUUGAGUGCUGCAGAGGAACUCUGCCCUUGGCGAAAAGCCCACGGCAAGCAAAAACAGUUUUGUUAUUUUGCCACUGAGCAAGCAUGUGGGACUCAGGACCUUCUGCUGCAGUUUUUUAUACUUUCCAAGACAGUAGGAUUGCUUUCUGGCUUGAGAGGUAAGGGAAGAAAUUGCUAACAGAAAGGAAUAGGUACCUCUUGUGCAGACACGAUAGAUGGCUGUUGCUAUUUGGUGUCUCUGCUGAGAUGCAUUUGAGUCCAGCUCUUGCUGCCAAGUUGAAAAUGAAUCCAUAAAUCCCAACAGCCUGAGAGUCUCAGAAAGCCCUUGAUGUUCUUUGCUCUUUGGUCAUCAAGACUCUUUUAGAAGAUUGAAGCAGUGGGAGCAAUCCUCCAGGAGCCUGGCUGCUUUCCUAAGGGAGAUUUGCAAAGUUGCCAAAUUUAUUUUAAGACUUAAAAAACAAAACAACAACAACAAAAAUCAUAGAAGAAGAGCCUCUUCCCUUCUCCAAGCUCACUCUUUCCCCAAAAGCUAGGAAGCCAAAGACACCCCAAUGUGUGAGUGGCUGGGGAAACUGGAAAUGAGUAUUUCACUGCAGGGUUGUGGGCAUUUCCCUGGCGUGAAAAGGGCACCGGGCACAGCCCUGCCCAGCGCUGCUGCUGGAGCCCGCUGCUCCUCCCUCGGCUUCCCUAGAGCAAAUGCUUCUCCACGAGCCUACAAACAGUCUGGCGAGUCUAGAUGCCAUGACAAUUCACACCAUAGGAAGGGCUAUGAAGUAGGUGAUCUUGCUCUGUAUUCAACACUUGGUGUAUUUGCCAGUUAUUCAGAGUUUUGUUACUAUUUUAACUCCCUAUGAAAACUGGCACAACUUAUGAGCAAGUAUUUAAACUGAUCACAAAUAUUUAAGCAGGACAGGAGUCGUAGCCUCUCUCCUGCUUAAAAAUGUUGGAUUGCUAGGAAGGAAGGAGAAGGUGAGUACCUCAGGGAGUGCGACAGACCACCUCUGCAAGAUAUAAAAAUAUAACCCUCUGGUUAUAUUUUUAUAUAAGGUUAUAUAAGCCUUUAACAAGCAGACGCCUCCCUUGGCCAAAGGUACUUUAUGUUCUUUAUCUCUGAGACAACAAUUUAGAUAGUUUUUUCUUCCACCUUUUGGACGGACUUUCCCCAGGCCAGGAGCCGGCAUGCCUCUGCUUCAGUCCCACGGCGCUGGUGGGACGGGCAGGCCUCGCGCAGGCCUCGCACCCUGGAGCAGGGUGGCACGACCUGGCAGUGCCUUUUGUCACCAGCCUCAGUACAGUGUUCUGACCUGCUGCCAACCUUUAAGGGGGUUUGUGGCAUUUUUGUCCUGUCUCCGCUCUGGACUGCCAUCGCCACCUCGACAAGGUGAGGCCCUGCAGCAGGCCGGGGGCACUGGCACCACACGAGGUCAGGCAGUGCCACCCUGCCCCUGAGCCAUCAUGCCCUUCACUGGGAAGGGCCCAAAUCACAAAAGUUUUUUUGAACCUGGCACAGACAUCUUUGGCUUGGCAGAGUCCUGACGUGCUCAAGCUGUUUUCCCAUCCUGCCUUAUAGCAGGCCUCCCAACAAACACUCUGUGCAUGGAGACAGAGGCUGUGUUACACCCACGUUUGCUUGUGCUGACUUCAUACAGCUUUCUCUAAGGACCUAAUGGGUUGCUAGCAGAACCUAGCAAUCAUACACUCUUAACUACAUUAAAUCCUAAAACCCAUCUAUCCUUCCACUGCCACCAAAACAGUGUGUUUGAGGGAGUUACUAACAGUACUGAUUUCAUACAGAAGACAAAUGUGUUUUACAGCACUACGUGGCAGAAUAAAACCAUAAAUUAGAAGCUGACAGCAAAGCAUGGAUGGCAUAAAAACAGUCAAUCCAGAUAAAUGGAAAUCAAUUUUCACGUAGAAGACCAAAGAGGUGUUAAAUAAAAUUAUAGCAAUGUCAAGCUGGUAGAAACAAGCACUGUAUAUUACACAGGGUAUGAUUUACCUC